Messenger RNA from Nematostella vectensis (starlet sea anemone), 6984 nucleotides. Its product is annotated as transcription factor Sox-19a. The record is from RefSeq and is a predicted model, not a curated record. Gene Ontology annotation, biological process: cell differentiation; anatomical structure morphogenesis; regulation of DNA-templated transcription. The coding region runs from base 2624 to 3619 and encodes 331 amino acids. NCBI's taxonomy places the organism in Eukaryota, Metazoa, Cnidaria, Anthozoa, Actiniaria, Edwardsiidae. Gene Ontology annotation, molecular function: RNA polymerase II cis-regulatory region sequence-specific DNA binding; DNA-binding transcription factor activity, RNA polymerase II-specific. The transcript has a single exon.
AAUGCUAGUCACGAAAGUAGCCUUGCUCAGUCAAUGUGAUAGACGGAAUGGAUAAUAGACCCAUGCAGCUGAUAUAAGAGACUUCCAAGGUGUUUGGCCAAGAGGGGGUAACGAGAGGGAGGGAUCGGGGAUAGGCUUUUUCUUAGUUAAUAAUUCGAGUGACUUUCCCUGGUAUUAGAUCCAUGCAGCUAGUUAUGUACACUCUUUUUUUAUAAGAACGUCUAAUUUUCAGUUGAGGCUGGGCCGUUUCUUAUUUUUGGGACAAUUUAAGGCUGAAUAUGUCCUUAACGAUGUUCUUAAAUUUAGUGUAUAUAAGAAUAUAAUACCCAAGAAUUAUUAGGAAGAGAAUUACCCUAAUGAUUUUGGUUGUUACUCUGAGCACAAUUUGAUAUAGAACGCAUCAGGACUAAAAAAAGAAGCAUUUUUCUGCUAUCUGAGCCUUGGCAUGUUCUUUAAAUUUGGUGAGACAUCAAGCUGGAAGUACUUAUAAAAGGUUCUUAUUAAAAAGAGUGUACAACAGGAAUAUAUUUACCUUUAUCAAAGCAUUUAAAGCUAUAAACUAAUGUAUCCAACGUUUUUUUCGGAAUCCAUGGUCUAUGUUAUUUACGGCUUAAGGAUUAUUUACAAAAAAACAAGCAAGCUGUUAAAACUGAAAGAGCUGAAAUUAGCGGAAGGAACAAUAAAGUGUGGCGUGCCCAACAGAACCGUCCUAGGCCCCCUAUUGGUUUAAGUUUAGCCACAACUGUUAAAAGACCGUUGCUUGCCGACGAAACUCGUGAAUUCUAAUGCGAUGGCGAUAAAAAGACAAGAGACCAUAACAAAAAUAACUAUCAUUAAUUAAUUCAAAAAAUUCAAUUCAAAAUAGUCCCAGCGUCCGAAUUGACAAAAAAGUUUUAACUAAUAUUAAAAAUUUAAAAACACCGUGACAUUAGUAAUAUAAUCAUUCACUUUUCUUCAUUACCAAAUCAAGGAAAUUUAUAUCAAAAUGCUAUUUUGCUGUUGUUGCUUGAUGUUUGAAAGUAAAAGAGGAUCAAUUUGAAGGAUUAUGGUUUAGUUACAAACCCUCUCAUUACUGAAUUAUUAUUUGCAAUCAUCGGCGCCCUUGGGAGGACAAAAAGAUUCACUAAAAUUCCGCCUAUCAAUCAUCAAAGAAAUAUUAUAGAUAUAACGUCAUGUAAGCCUUAACAUAACGAUUAUUCUUAAAAAGUCUUGUUAAUUAUUAGAAGUUCCAAUGGUGUGAAAGAAGAAAUUUAAUUUUCGAUAUCUCUAAUUGCCAGACUCCAUGUAACAACACAUUGGAUAAUUUGGCAAUUAUGUUAUUAAAUUGUUAUGCAAAACUAAAACAAACAAAGAAACAAAAGAAAGCAUUUAUACGCCUUCUCAGCCAUUGAUACUGUUUCAAAGGCCUAUACCGGGAAUAGUGAGUAAGAAAAAAGACUUUUUUGUACGGUCAAAUUUGAAGUAUUUUUUAGGAUCCGAAAAUCUGAGAGAAAAAUACAAAAGCAAAACAAAGGCAAGCAAAACAUUAGAUGGAAUGAUAAACACAGUCACAGAACUGGCUUGACACCGAAGACUAUUUUUAAGGAACGUCUCGAGAGCUUAUAAAAAAGAAGAGUGAAGGCCAGAGAUUUGGUAUCGUUACUCGAUAUAUGUUUCAUUAAAAUAUCAAAUGGAGUUAGAGAAAUAGAAUAUAAAAUUUAAUAAAAGAAGGCAAAAUAUUAGCCGAUUAUUAUUAAGAGUAUAAAACCUCUCAUGAAAAAGAGUUGAAAAACAGUAGCAAAUAUUUGACGAAAAUGUCCAGAAAUCAAGAGACGUCGUAAUUGAAGCUUUCUAAAGCCGAGAGAGUGUCAAAGACUUUAGCUUUGUGCUGAAUCUAUAAACCACAGGCUUUGUUUGUCGCUCAAUGUUUUGAUUUAGCGACUGGUAAUUGUCAUUGUGGAUAUUGUUGGUAUUGCAUAGGAUAAUAAGGGAAUCAGUAGGGCGUCAUUGUGGUUUCACGAAUAGGCGGGAGAUUGGCUUGAAUAAGUGAACGAAACUCGACGCUUUUUUUUGCAACACAUCUUUUCAGAACGCGCAAGAGACAAACAAAAGGAAAAGUUCGUAAGCCAGAAAGGUGACACUGCGUAUUCUAACUGGGAUGUCUUUCUUUAAAUACUUCAAGAAAAAGACAAAUAAUACGUAAGGGCAAAACAAGGCGAAGUGAAUUGUCAUAAUUCACACCUUCGAGACAUUCGUCCUUACUGAAAACGUUUAAAUACGAUCUGGCAGUCUUUUUCUAAAUAAGGGAAUGACAUUUUGAAAUCGCUUAGAGGAAAACCGGUCGCUUAAAAAAAUAGAAGCCGGUGCCGUUUUGUUCUGGAGAAGAGGGUAAUUUCAACAAACUACAAAACAAAAAUAAACUUGCAGUGGUGCCCGCCCAUAGAAAGAAGUUAGGAAAAUUAGGUGCAUAACAACAGUUUGUACCAGUAAGCAGGCCUGUAUUUUCCUUAAAGAAACAAAGCGUUCGGAGAAGCGGAGAACGAAAUUGUCAUUUGCAUGGUGGUGGCCUAAAACCCAGAUCAGAGAAAGAACACAUUAUAAACACAAUAUACUUGUUCAGAAAAUAAGAAAAAAUAAAGAAGACAUGACUUCCAAGAAAACUCAUGUCAAGAGACCGAUGAACUGCUUCAUGGUCUGGAGCAGAGAGAAAAGAUGUCAGAUCCUCCAGGAAAAUCCAGGAAUCAAUAACGCGAGACUAAGUAAACUUCUUGGAAUGGCAUGGAAAAAGCUAAGCGUCGAAGAAAAAGAACCAUACAUCGAGAAGGCAAAGCACUUGACAGAGAUGCAUAAAGAAAAACAUCCUGAUUAUAAGUAUCAGCCAAAAAGACGCAAAUCAAAGUCAUCUAAAGAAAAGGGCUUUGACGCACAAGGGGUGGCGUUGAAUAUUAGUUCUGCUUGCGGUGGUCGGGGAUCCGAAGAUUCCUCAAUGCCAUUUGUAAAGUGCGAUAUAAAGCAAUAUCCACCAGAUGUCCAAAUAAGAAAUUCAAUUGAAGAAACUCAAAGGAAAGUAUUCAGUACGUUAAGAAAUGACACAGAGACAGGAGCUGUACAUCAUCCCCUUUGUCUUCCGGUGAUAGGCCACAAGCAAACCCAUUUAAAUGGUUUCCCGCGGCACAACCAAUUAGCAAGAGUAGAAACAGAUUUGAAUCCACUUCCUGGCACUGUCUUGAAAACCGAUCCUCAUCUCUUCAACCUUCCAAAAAGUUGCGACAGAUUCUGUACUCAUUGCAUUCAACCGUGCCCUCCAGGUUUAAGGUUUCACGAAGACGUGUCCGGCGCAAGUAGCGGAAUGCAGGAAAGAAUGCAUCCAUUUAUUCGAGAGCCUUUGGUCAUACCAUGGCAUCUCCCAACCAUGCGCUUACCACCUUUUUCACCCUACCGUCUCCCCUCUAGGGCGCGUUGCAGCCCCCCAGGGUACCCGUCAGAGGAGCCCAGAUGGCGCUUGUCUGCAGUAACGUCGUUCUGUUCAUGUAACCUCUGUGUCCCCUCGAACACGCCUUCACGGCAUGGUAAUGAAUGUGCCGAUGGUAAAGCUACGACGUCAUAUUCACACUCAGUAACAAAUCUCCUAAAAAAGUGAGUGAUUGCCUUUUUGUAUCUGUAUUUGGCAUGACUCCAUUGGUAAGAACUCUAAAGGGAAAGCUUGGAGUUCUAAGCAUAUUCGGACAGAACUUCGAAUUCUACUGAGUCGAGCGAUGAAAAACUUCUGUUGUGUAUAAUAAAGAAUAGAAUAGCUGAGCACAAUAGAGAGGUUUAUGUUGCACAUUUUUUUAUGAUGUGUUUCCUGAAAAGAGGAAAAAGGAUACUAUGCUUAGAAGCUCAGUUUUGUCAGUGGAUGGUUUUAGAAGUCAGUUUUGUAUGUGGAUGGUUUUGGGGUCGAUGAGAGGGAGGGGUGGGGUUAGACGGUUCACCAGAUAAUGCUGUUUAAAUAAAGCUGUUAAAAAUAUGUUUGAUCAGAAUAUUUUUAAAUAAUUUUUUCAUUUUGGUGAUUUACAACAAUUACCAUGCGCGUAAACAUAAUGUCGUUGAAAUCUUAAAUAAGUUCUGGACUUCCAAACCGCUAUUUCGCCAGCUGUGUGCAUAUCCCUAAAAGGGUUUGCUCGCAACCUGUCACUAGCCAAUCAGCGUGUGGCAUAGAAAUGCUCCACUGUACACCAGAACCCGAUAUAAUCCUUCUCGUUAUAAAGUUUCCGUCAAUCUCGCUUGCUAAUAGGCCAACUUUCUUAAAACGUUCAGAAAGUUAAGCUCAUGUCACACGUAAACUUUCCAGUUGCAAAUUGUCUGUAAAAAAAAUAAUUAUUGCAAGUCGCACUCGCCAUGUCACAAGAAAUGUCUUUUUUCCACUUGUAGACAUUUGUUGCGGAAAAUAUAAUUCAGUUAUCUACUUUUUGUGCGAAAGAAAAACAAAUUGCGAAGAGGGUUUCACACGCCGCGAAAUCGCGCGUUAGAUUUGCAAUUAUUUUUUUGCGAGACAAGUUGCAAGAGAAAAAAACAUGCGUCGUGUGACAGGGCCAUUAGUCUGCAUCUACAAACGCACACAAAACAGCCACAUCUAAACGGUUUAUAGCAGCAGAGUGCAAUUAUUUGAAAUUUAGUGGCGGCGCACUAAAAAAAAUGAGAUUAAAAGGGGAUUCACUAAUUUUUACUUAGUCGGCGUUAUUGGAUUCUGUUUAUUGCGAAAUAAAUAUAUUUACAUUCAAGUAUAAGAUCUAUAGAGAUUACUUAAUUUAUAUCGUCACUUAAAUUUAAAAGAAAAAAGAAUGUCCAAGAAAAUUAGACGGGAUAAAAAGGAUUUCAAUUCGGGCGGCAUGUUAUAUAGGCUACCGGCAAUUUGGCGAGUAAUCCAAUACGGUUUUGCGUUUGCCGCGUUCAACCGCAAAAGAUAACGCAAACUACGGAACAAUAUAACAGAAGUGGGAAGCCAUCAUUCUGUAAACAAGAGAGCGCAAAAAUGAUAUCGGUCAAUCGUAAUCUCAAGAGAUAUCUAUUCAAGGAAAAGCAGCGUAUUGAGUUUUGGUCAUUGAGUCUUUUAUUAAAAGGAAGCCAAACGUAUUGCCAAGACUUAAACUCUGGCCCUAAUUCAAUAAAGUUAGUUGCGCAUACCAAAUGAGUCCCGCACCGCCCUUUAUAUCUUUGAGAUAUACACAAAUACUGAGGUGGCGAAGGCAAAGGUAUUUAUAGAGUAACAGUUCCGAAGUUGAGAUCUUAAAUCUCUUUCAAUUUUGUUGAUACUCCAAAACAAUUCAUUCAGCGGGAUUCAAUGAGCUGCGCACAUCGAUAAACUUGCCGGUUUGGACCACACAGAAUAGUUCUUGGCAAGCAACAACAAAUACUGGGAAUUAAAUAUAUACUUGCUACCAGAUACCUAAGGGUAUUCGAGCAUUAAGAAAGGAUAUUGCUACUGUCGAUAUUGUCCUCACUGCCUUAAAACUGCAAGUACAUUUCUCUGGAGCCAUUUAGUCCAGUCAAUCCUGUUUGUACGGAUGCAUUUGGGACAUUGACUGCCUUUUCUCUAUUUCGUUGCGUCCCAACCCAAAGGGAAGUAUUUUAGACGUCAGGCACUCCUCCCCAAGAAUAUCUGUCUUUUCUACAAGGCCAGUUUUGUCAACAGACCUAUUGAUCAAUUUGACAAACAAUUUUCUACUUCGUCAUCGACAACUAUUUCAUCGACAAAAUCUGGCUUGACUAUAACAACAAGAACAAGGACCAGUUUCUAGCCAAAGAAGAUAACGCGGCGAGGGGGACAGCGGAUGGGUCAAAGUAUCAUUAAAGCUAAUAUAUACAGCCAUUAAUAAUAGUUUUUGUACAAUGUAUUAAUAUGAUUUUGGAAUAAACGCCUCGAUUGGGACAUGUAAAAUAAAAAGGAAAUAAAUAAAUAAAUGUUUGGCAUAUUUUGUGAAAUGUGCUACUAUAAAAUAUUGGCAGAUAUCAGAAGAUGGAAGAUGUUUUUGGUUACCUCAAGCCUAGAAUUCUUUAUGAAAAUUAUCCAUAUCGUCACAUAUUUAUAAUAUUGCAUUUAUUAUUACAAUAACAAAACCGAAAGCUGCGUUUAAAAAGCACUGCGGGUAAGAAAUGAAAUGUGGUCUACCUCGCAGCUGUCAUUGAAUCGUCACGCUGAAGAUUCGUUAACAGUGAAAGUUCAGAAAGGCUGCAAGGGAACCUAGGAAAUGGACCGUUGCUAAAUUUAUGGAAAUUACUUGAUCAAGUUGACAGUGGUUUGAUUUACGCUCAACAAGAGUGCGUCAUCAAAUACGCCGAAACGCCGCCUUGUUUCCCGAUUAUCACUAUCACUGCUCGUUGUCUUAUGAUAGAAAUAGACGCGAAGUAAUCUGGGAAGCCAAAUUGAUAGGGAAUUCCAUUAGCAAUCAAUGCGGGAGGUCGCCUUCAUGAAAUAGUACGCAGAGAGAAAGGCAUUUAGAUCAUGAUGCAAGGGAAGUAGGACAAGUGACUCUUGCUUCAAAAGUAGCUAUGAUCUCAAAGCAAAAUAGACGUUCGUUUUAUAAAAGAGAACCUACAACAUCGAAUGUUUUGGUGGAAGUGUCGGUUGAGAGGUCGUUAUGCUUUGUGUAUCAAUAACUUGCUUAAUUAAUGAGAUUUAGAGCUGAAAAAAAAAUCAGUAAAAUCAUGGAUCAACGAGAUUAAAAUGAGAUCUCUAUGAAAUUUCAGAAGGAAAAAAAAAACAUAGAAUAAACAAAUUGUUUCAAACAGAAUAACCGACGCCAGAAUCGUUUAAACGUGAAGUUGGCGCUAGUUUAAGCCUCUUAACUUCCUGUUCUUAUCAUUUUUGUAGGUUUUCGGGACGGAAUAAGGCAAAAUGGAAAGUGGAAAAAACAUCCAAGAGUUCCCUCCUCCCUUGCUUGGCUAAUGUUUUGCCUUUAGCACAAAUACUAUGCUCCUUAUGAUUAAUGCUUUCCCUUAUGAUUUAAAUAAAAUAUUGUAAAAGAA